CUUUGCUCAUUCCGAUUGUCCCACAGACUAGCAUACAUUUUCUUUUUCUCUCAACUUAUAUACAAAGUGGAAGAAAACCUUUAGUAUUGUGAACGGCCAUGAAGUAUAAGAACCUUGGUUCAUCCAACUUGAACGUAUCAGAAGUAUGUCUAGGAACGAUGACUUUUGGUGAGCAAAAUAAUGAAGAGGAAUCCUUUGGUAUUAUGGACUUUGCAGUUAGCAAAGGCAUCAACUUUUUUGACACUGCUGAAGCAUAUCCUUCUCCUGUUCGUCCAGAAACUGGUGGUAGAACAGAAGAGAUCAUCGGUUCCUGGUUAGUAAACAAACCAAGAGACAAGAUUAUAUUGGCUACUAAAGUAGUUGGUUAUCAACCCAAUUCUCACAUUCCUGGCUAUCGCAAGGUUCCCCAAAAAUACCGAACGUCAACUUGCAAGACUGGAUAGAGCCAAUAUUGAAGAAGCUAUAGAAGCAAGUCUUCGUAGACUACGAACUGAUUAUGUGGACUUGUAUCAGUUUCAUUGGCCGGAUAGAUAUGUUCCUU
Molecule: messenger RNA, 541 nt
Organism: Galdieria sulphuraria
Lineage: Eukaryota; Rhodophyta; Bangiophyceae; Galdieriales; Galdieriaceae
Product: aldo/keto reductase
Exons: 1
Coding region: 99-443 (114 amino acids)
Source: RefSeq, a predicted model, not a curated record